UGCCCGCGCCGGCGGGUAAUCCCGAGUAGGCUGUGGGACCCAGCCCGACCUAAGCUUCGAAGCCGCCGGGCAUGUGGCCUCGGUGCCCAGACCAGCCAGGGCUACUCUCCGCUGGGAGGCGGGACCUGGACGCCGGGUGUCCUUAAGAAUGGACUCAGUGUCUCUUUGCCAGAUUCCUUAUUGCUGUAUCCCAUGAGCCUACCUGACCUUGAGGAAGAGCCGUGUUUAAUGAUGACAAGCCUGUCUCCCGUGUAGUGACAAAAAGGAGGAGGACCACAAGGAAAGACGGAUUUAGAUUUCUACUCAGCAAGGAAGCGAGCUCUGUCAGCAACCUCUCUGGAUUACCCUUCCCAAGAUGAACCGAUAUACAACCAUGAGGCAGCUGGGGGACGGCACGUACGGGAGUGUGCUUAUGGGCAAGAGCAAUGAGUCUGGGGAGCUGGUGGCAAUCAAGAGGAUGAAGAGAAAGUUCUAUUCUUGGGAUGAGUGUAUGAACUUGCGAGAAGUUAAGUCCCUGAAGAAACUCAAUCAUGCCAAUGUGAUUAAACUAAAAGAAGUUAUCAGAGAAAAUGACCAUCUUUAUUUUAUAUUUGAAUAUAUGAAAGAAAACCUCUAUCAGCUAAUGAAAGACAGAAACAAACUGUUCCCUGAGUCAGUCAUCAGAAAUAUUAUGUAUCAAAUACUACAGGGGCUGGCAUUUAUCCACAAACAUGGCUUUUUUCACAGGGACAUGAAACCUGAGAAUUUGCUUUGCAUGGGUCCAGAGCUGGUGAAGAUUGCUGAUUUUGGACUUGCGAGAGAAUUAAGAUCACAGCCACCAUAUACUGACUAUGUGUCUACCAGAUGGUACCGUGCUCCUGAAGUUUUGCUAAGGUCUUCAGUGUACAGCUCUCCCAUUGACGUGUGGGCCGUGGGAAGUAUAAUGGCCGAGCUAUAUACGUUUAGACCGCUUUUCCCAGGGACCAGUGAAGUUGAUGAGAUCUUUAAAAUUUGCCAAGUGUUAGGGACUCCCAAGAAAAGUGACUGGCCGGAGGGGUACCAGCUGGCAUCCUCCAUGAACUUCCGCUUUCCCCAGUGCAUUCCUAUAAACCUGAAAACUCUCAUUCCCAAUGCCAGUAGUGAGGCUAUUCAGCUUAUGACAGAAAUGCUUAACUGGGAUCCAAAGAAACGGCCAACUGCAAGCCAGGCACUGAAGCACCCAUAUUUUCAAGUCGGUCAGGUAUUGGGCCCUUCUGCACACCAUCUGGAUGCAAAACAGACUUUGCACAAGCAGCUGCAGCCUCCAGAGCCAAAGCCAUCUUCCUCUGAACGGGAUCCUAAGCCUUUGCCAAACAUCCUUGAUCAGCCUGCCGGGCAGCCCCAGCCAAAACAGGGCCACCAACCACUGCAGGCCAUUCAGCCACCACAGAACACAGUGGUUCAGCCACCUCCAAAGCAGCAGGGUCACCAUAAGCAACCACAAACGAUGUUUCCAAGUAUCGUCAAAACCAUACCAACGAAUCCAGUCAGCACAGUAGGCCAUAAGGGGGCCCGGAGACGGUGGGGUCAGACAGUCUUCAAGUCUGGAGACAGCUGUGACAACAUCGAGGACUGCGACUUGGGAGCCUCCCACUCCAAGAAGCCGAGCAUGGAUGCCUUCAAGGAAAAAAAGAAGAAGGAGUCUCCAUUUCGGUUUCCAGAAGCAGGACUCCCAGUCUCCAACCACUUGAAGGGGGAAAAUAGAAAUUUACAUGCAUCCUUAAAAUCUGACACAAACUUGUCAACUGCUUCAACCGCUAAGCAGUACUAUUUGAAACAAUCAAGAUACCUUCCGGGUGUGAACCCCAAGAACGUGUCUUUGGUAGCUGGCGGCAAGGAUAUAAAUUCACACUCUUGGAAUAAUCAGCUAUUUCCUAAGUCUCUGGGAUCCAUGGGGGCGGACCUCGCUUUCAAGAGGAGUAACGCAGAAGACAGCAUAAUUAAACCGAUUGAAAGCCUAUCACGCACUGGGAAGUCCGCUGAGCAGCUAGAGGACCCACAAGGGAACCUUGGGAGCUACAGCGCUUACAGCCAGACGGGAUGCGUGCCUUCCUUUCUCAAGAAAGAAGUGGGAUCAGCUGGCCAGAGGAUCCACUUGGCGCCUCUGGGUGCGUCGGCUGCCGACUAUACCUGGAGCACAAAAACUGGCCAAGGCCAGUUUUCAGGACGAACUUACAAUCCCACAGCCAAAAAUCUCAAUAUUGUGAACCGCACACAGCCAGUUCCCUCGGUGCACGGGAGGACAGACUGGGUGGCUAAGUACGGAGGCCACCGGUAGGAGAAGUGGAAGCCUGAAGCAUUGCUCCGUAGAGGAUAAUCACGCCCCUUGAUCCUGGGAGACGUCUACAGAGUCUAUUUCUACCGAGUUCCACAGGACGCACACAACCGUGGGCGCCUCAGAGACCGGAAGUCAGCUCCCGAUUUCUUCCUUUUCCGGAAAUGCAAUGCAUUUUCUUAACUUGUGGCCAGCAGUGCUGAUGCAGCACCGUGCUGAAACUUUUGAGCGGGACUUUUAAAGAGUAUUGAAUAAAUUAUUUGCCAAAGUAUCAAGUAUUUGAUCUACCAAUUCCUAGAUAAAUACACAGGCUUUUAGAGCACUUCUCUGGGAAGUGAGUACAAAGGCUUCACUCCCGCCUGCUGUGUAGUAGCCUAGGUAAGCUAUUGAGGCCCCGGACCUGACUGAUUUGCCUCAGCUCUCUUUUCAUAGCGGCGAGGCAGGCUCCUGGGGCUGAGUUACUGGGCUGACCUGGCAGAGGGUCUAUCCUCCCACCUUGGCAAUGUCAGAGAGAUGGUAACUACCUUUCAGUUUUCUACAAUUGAAACGGUGAGGCCAGUCGGCGGGCACAUUUUAGAGAGAGAUCUUUCUUAAAAACAAACCUCUUUCCAACCUCUAUCAGAGUACACUGGUCUGGCUUUAGUACUGUGGUCGGACCUUGACCAAACUGUGAAUUCACAAUGACUCUAGCUCGGUGAGUUAGUUCCACAUUAAUCACACCAGGGUUCUCUUGUCAUCUCAUUGAGAUUGUCCUUGAAACCGCAUCUGAUGCUUGUCCAUCUGACCCUCCCAACUCCUGUUUCCCUGUAUUCCUACUGACACAGAGGGGAAGUGUGCCAGCAGGUCCUCAGGCAAACCCUGGCUGCUGCAGGUCACUGACAAGCCUCUGACCUUCACAUUAGAGCCAUGGGGCAAGCGCACCCAGUUGCCCUGGCAGAGUUUCAUAUGGUUCAUUGUUUCUACUUUUAUACCAAAUUGUUUUUUAAUAUUUUGAAGUUAGGACUACUUUAAACCUGCCACUCACUGGGCUGGGCAUGCUUAGUACUGUAUAUUCUUUUGAAAGAAUAAUGUUAUUACCUGCUGAUAUUUUUAUGUAUUUAUGGCUAUGUAACAGAUGCCGACAGAACUGGCAUCAUCUUGUGGGCACUGCCCAAAAGCACAUUAUCAAAUCAUAUAUUUUUGUAUAGAAGAUAUAGCUGCUCAUAUUUUACAUGUUUAAAAUGUUAAGACUUGAAAUAGUAAUUUAUCCUGAUGCAUAUGUGUAUUUGUACAACUUAAUUGUCUCGAAGCUAAUAAAAAUUCCUUGGUGUUUCUGAGAAACAUGAACUCUCUGAAUACAUAUAUGGUUAACUAGUACAUUUUUUCUAUCAUUAAACUUUCCAUUCAGUGGUCCA
Messenger RNA from Rattus norvegicus (Norway rat), 3687 nucleotides. NCBI's taxonomy places the organism in Eukaryota, Metazoa, Chordata, Mammalia, Rodentia, Muridae. The record is from RefSeq and is a predicted model, not a curated record.